Messenger RNA from Microplitis mediator, 655 nucleotides. RefSeq lists its product as uncharacterized. The coding region runs from base 183 to 587 and encodes 134 amino acids. NCBI's taxonomy places the organism in Eukaryota, Metazoa, Arthropoda, Insecta, Hymenoptera, Braconidae. The transcript has 3 exons. The record is from RefSeq and is a predicted model, not a curated record.
GAUUUAAUAGACAUGGUAACAUAGUUUAUCUUCAACUUCAACAAGGUAUAUUAUCAAGAGGACGAAUUGAUCCUGCUACUUUGAAGUGGACAACUGCUAAUAACUGUAAUUUAAUAAAGAAAUUGAUCUCUAAUUUACGAAACGACGGUACCUACGAUAAACUUGAAAUCAUAUUAGAAGAUAUGACUUUACCAGAAAAUGCAGUUGUUACAGGUGUUACGCUGGGUCAAUCAUUGCGCGGCCGUACUAUUGAUGACAAUGGCGAUUUCAAUGAUAAUAUGGAUGAAAUUGUAAAAAGUAGUCAAUGCCAUGGAAGUACCACUGACUUGGUGCAUGGUCAUUCAAAUCUUCAGCCAUCUACGUCUUUGAUAGGAAAGAAUAACGAACUCAGUAAAUCAUGCGAACAUAAAAUAGUAUUUGGUGGAACUGCUGAGAGUUCAGAUCAAAUACAACACGUUGUUCCGUUUGUUGAUUUACAGGCGAUCGUUACCGAUCAAAAUUCACCUCAGCCUAUUCGUGGAAUCGGCUGGUAUUAUCGCGGUCAUCCUGGCUACGGAGGAUACUUGGCUGUAAAGAUUUUCAAAUAAUUGUAAAUUUCGGUGAAAAAAAAAAAAUAAAUGUCUCCACUUAAUAACAGUAAAAUAAAUAAAUUUAA